CCGGACGCACGCACAGCCUUCACAGGACGCCUUCAACCACAGACAGCCCGAGAGAGAAAGAGAGAGAAAGAGAGAGAGAGAGAGACAGGAACAUCCUUCACAUAACAGAUAACCAUGGCAGAUAAAAUUAAGGAUGCUAAAAUCGUCUUUGUUGUGGGUGGACCAGGCUCUGGUAAAGGCACUCAGUGUGAGAAGAUCGUGGCGAAGUACGGCUACACCCAUCUGUCCUCAGGUGAUCUGCUGCGUGCUGAGGUGGCGUCAGGUUCAGACAGAGGAAAACAACUGCAGGCCAUCAUGCAGAAAGGAGAACUUGUGCCACUGGACACAGUUCUUGAUAUGAUCAAAGAUGCCAUGAUUGCCAAAGCUGACGUCUCUAAAGGUUAUCUCAUCGACGGCUACCCUCGUGAAGUCAAACAGGGAGAAGAGUUUGAGAAGAAGAUCGGCCCUCCAGCUCUCUUACUGUACAUUGAUGCUAAGUCUGAGACUAUGGUCAAGAGAUUAAUGAAACGCGGUGAGACCAGCGGACGUGCCGAUGACAACGAAGAGACGAUUAAAAAGCGUCUUGAUCUGUAUUAUAAAGCCACCGAGCCCGUCAUCGCUUUCUAUGAGAAACGUGGCAUUGUUAGAAAGAUAAACUCUGAGCUUCCUGUGGAUGAGGUUUUUGCUAUUGUUGAAAAAGCAAUUGAUGAGCUAAAGUAAAGAAAGACUUGUUAACUAA
This is a messenger RNA of Misgurnus anguillicaudatus (oriental weatherfish), 718 nucleotides long. NCBI's taxonomy places the organism in Eukaryota, Metazoa, Chordata, Actinopteri, Cypriniformes, Cobitidae. The record is from RefSeq and is a predicted model, not a curated record.